Molecule: messenger RNA, 1407 nt
Organism: Sorex araneus (European shrew)
Lineage: Eukaryota; Metazoa; Chordata; Mammalia; Eulipotyphla; Soricidae
Gene: MMP12
Product: matrix metallopeptidase 12
Exons: 10
Coding region: 1-1407 (468 amino acids)
Biological process (GO): collagen catabolic process; extracellular matrix organization; proteolysis
Cellular component (GO): extracellular matrix
Molecular function (GO): metalloendopeptidase activity; zinc ion binding
Source: RefSeq, a predicted model, not a curated record
AUGAAGUUCCUCCCACUGAUCCUCGGCCUGCAGCUCACAGCUUUGGGGCUUGCUGCCCCAACUAACAGCAGACUACCAAAAGAAAACAACACGGAAAUGGCUCAAAGGUACUUGGAAACCUUUUAUGGCCUCAAGAUCGAAAGAUCUCCAACACCAAAAAUAAAAGACAAUAUGAACAACCUGGAGGACAAAAUCCAGGAAAUGCAAAAGUUCUUGGGGCUAAAAGUGACCGGGCAACUGGAUACAUCAACUAUGGACAUGAUGAACACACCUCGGUGUGGUGUGCCCGAUGUCCAACAUUUCAGCACAAUGCCAGGACGGCCUGUAUGGAAAAAGCGUGUCAUCUCCUAUAGAAUCAAUAAUUACACCCCUGACAUGAGUCGUGAGGACGUUGACUAUGCUAUCCAAAGGGCUUUCCACGUCUGGAGUGAAGUGACGCCUCUAAGGUUCAGAAAAAUCAAUUAUGGGGUGGCCGAUAUUAUGAUAUUCUUUGCAUUCAGAGCACAUGGAGACUUCGACCCUUUUGAUGGUCCAGGUGGAGUCAUCGCCCAUGCUUUUGGGCCUGGACCUAAUAUCGGAGGAGAUGCACAUUUUGAUGAGGAUGAAACCUGGACUAAAAGCUCUAGAGGCACAAACCUGUUCCUGGUGGCUGUUCACGAGAUCGGUCAUUCCUUGGGUCUUGGCCAUUCUAAAGAUACAAGAGCUAUAAUGUUCCCCACCUACAACUAUGUUGACACCAAGACAUUCCGCCUCUCUGCUGAUGACAUACGAGGCAUUCAGUAUCUUUAUGGUCGCCCGGAAAUGUCCCGCCCUAUGCCCAAUCACCUACAUGACCUGAUAUGUGGCCUCAGUUUGCGUUAUGAUGCUGUCAGUACAGUUGGAGAUAAAAUCCUUUACUUCAAAGGCAGACACUUCUUGUGGAGAUAUAUUGGGAAUUCAAGAAGCAAAAUAGAUUUAAUUUCUGCUUUAUUGCCAAAUUUAACCACUGAUAUUCAAGCCGCUUACGAAAUUGGAGUCCAAAAUCAAGUUUUCCUUUUUAAAGAUGAGAAGGUCUGGGCCCUCCAGGACCUCAAGCUGAAGCCAGACUACCCCAAGAGCAUUCAUUCUUUGGGCUUCCCUAACUCUGUGAGAAAAAUUGAUGCAGCUGUUUUUGAUCCAAUUUUGUACAAAACCUUCUUCUUUGUAGAAAACCAAUUUUGGAGGUAUGAUGAGAGAAGCCAACGCAUGGACUCUGAUUAUCCCCAAGCAAUAACUAGAUUCUUCCCAGGAAUCGGCCCAAAAGUUGAUGCAGUCUAUUACCACAACAGACAUUUCUACUUCUUCCAAGGCACUAACGUGCUUGAAUAUGAUAUUCAACAAAAGCAUGUCACCAGAACACUGAAGAGCAACAGCGAGUUUGGUUGUUAG